Messenger RNA from Penicillium taxi, 1455 nucleotides. RefSeq lists its product as uncharacterized. NCBI's taxonomy places the organism in Eukaryota, Fungi, Ascomycota, Eurotiomycetes, Eurotiales, Aspergillaceae. The record is from RefSeq and is a predicted model, not a curated record. The transcript has a single exon. The coding region runs from base 1 to 1455 and encodes 484 amino acids.
AUGAACGACCGCCCUCCCCAGAAUGUCACUUCCCAUCCCGCCAGCAAAAUCACCAAGCAUGCGUCCAGGGCGAAACGCCGUCCCGGUCGGCCAUUUAAGAUAAAGAGAGACAUCUCGUUGAAAUAUGAGUCUUCAUCAUCUCAAAUUUCUUCUCCUACCUCCACUGCCAUCUCAAUCAUGGCGACACCACCACCCCGCGUCUUGUCGAAGCUCGAGUCCUUGCCCAAUGAGGUGAUCGAGAAAAUAUUUCUCUAUUCCCUUAACCCGAAUCUCCCACGUGCCUCGCCCUAUUUGGCUGCUGCAGUCACUAGCGAUAGAAUAUAUGGCCUCCUUAUCGCCCUCGCUUUCUGGUCUGAUUCGGCUGAAACCGAUUCUUACAGCUCGGAGAUCUCCCGCAUAUUGUCACCAAUGGACUAUACAGUCCCUCUUAAACGGCAUGAGCGCAGAGUCCUACAAAAAGCGAUAUUUGGGUGCAAAUGGUGUACAAUGGCCCGAGUGCGUGACCAGAUUCCUAAGAUGAUUAUCCUCGCCAUCUACCGCUUGUGGCUCGGCAGUGGCGUUGACAUGCAGCUGGAGGAAAGGGCCAACUUGCAAAAGUUCCUAGACCGUGAGCAAGACACGCAGCUUUCUUUCACCAACAGUGAUGGUACACUUGAAUUACACAUCAUCCCAAUGUCGUGUAUUGUAAUCCGUUCAAACCCGUUGAAUUUCAACCACCAUUACCCAGCCAUCGACUUGAUCGACUUUCCGGAAGAUCAGCUCCGAGGAAGCAGUACUGGAUUUACCGUGCACGACAUUGCGUACCUUGAGAUGCUACGCACUGCCUCAUACAAUUGGGUAUAUUCAGGGAAGAAAGAAUGGCGUUAUUCUCAAUCUGAAGAUCAUAGACAAACAAUGGUCAAUAGGACUGCCUUACACCAGGGAGUGUCCAACGCCAUUCGCACGCAGAAUCUUGAUGCCGUCUUCACCCUCCUGAGAAUCGACCAGUUUUGGUUCCAGUUUUACCCCCACACCCAAAGGGACCAUAUAUACCUAAUACCUAGAGACCACUUUAUCGCUGUCACCAAGUACGGCCUUGAUAAUCUAGCACGCAGCCGGAAAAUAUUUAUUGCCCUCUUCCGUGCCAGUGCCGAAUCCAUGCCGCCCAAGUCGCCAGAGAUUUCGCAAUGGAUCCGAGAUAACAACCGCCAGAUUUGUAUGGACAAUCCCACUUUAAAAGAUUGGCUUCAACUUGACUUCUUGGGAUUUGUGUCGGACUUCGCACUGCUGUUGCCGAAUCAUUUAGAGUGGAUGGAGCACCAUGUCGAUGCAACAUUGUUCUGGUUCGGCCAAUUAAACAACAAGCAUCUGGGUGAAACUUUUCCAGCUGAGAUUUUACCGGACAUUUCCCCGUACAAAAGUUACAUGGAAAUGACCUUGUUCAACACUAGUGGCCUUUGGGUCAAUAAGCCCUGA